Messenger RNA from Eriocheir sinensis (Chinese mitten crab), 2929 nucleotides. RefSeq names its product iron-sulfur protein NUBPL-like (gene Nubpl). Gene Ontology annotation, cellular component: mitochondrion. Gene Ontology annotation, biological process: mitochondrial respiratory chain complex I assembly; iron-sulfur cluster assembly. NCBI's taxonomy places the organism in Eukaryota, Metazoa, Arthropoda, Malacostraca, Decapoda, Varunidae. The transcript has 9 exons. Bases 195 to 1160 code for a protein of 321 amino acids. The record is from RefSeq and is a predicted model, not a curated record. Gene Ontology annotation, molecular function: ATP binding; 4 iron, 4 sulfur cluster binding; ATP-dependent FeS chaperone activity.
CAUGGCGCCUCGUCCUCCUCCCGGGGAAAUAUUCUUAACGGCAGGAAACGAGGAUAAAGAGACAAUUAGAAGACACAAAGGAAGGAAGACCAAGGAGAAAGACCCAAGAAGUGAUACAAGGCGUCUGAAGUGUGAAGAAGAAGCCAGGACAUCAUUAUCACGCAUAAUAUUGGCAAGACUUGUAAGCCUUGGUGAUGGCGGCCUUCAGGUGCUUCUUCACGAGUGUAUUACGAAGGGCUCCUCCUCCUCCUCGUCGUUUCCAUCAACGGCUAUCAACGCCAGGCUUCUCAACCCACGCAGAUCCAUUGGGGACAAGCGGUGCAAAGAAAAGACUGAGUGAACACCAGAAGGAGGUUAUGAAAAGGGGGCUGCCCAAGCGCUCCAAGAUUUCAAAUGUUGAUAAUGUCAUUGUUGUAGCCUCAGGGAAGGGAGGAGUUGGAAAAUCAACCACUGCAGUAAACUUGGCUCUUGCCUUAGCUGAAGUUGACAACUGUGGGGUUGGUUUACUAGACAUGGAUGUCUUUGGUCCUUCAAUCCCUCGCAUGAUGAACCUCAACGCCUCGCCUGAAGUCGAUCGAAAUCAAAAGCUGUUACCUCUUUCAAAUUAUGGGAUACAAUGCAUGUCAAUGGGGUUCCUGGUGGAGGAGAAGGUGGCGGUGGUGUGGCGAGGACCAAUGGUGAUGUCUGCUGUCCAGAGACUCUUGCUGCACACGGCCUGGGACCCUCUCAAGUACUUGGUGCUAGAUAUGCCCCCAGGAACCGGUGACACCCAGUUAUCCAUUUCUCAGUUGGUUGAGGUUGCAGGGGCCGUCAUAGUUUCUACACCCCAAGACAUUGCUCUUCUUGAUGCUCGUCGAGGAGCAGAAAUGUUCAGGAAAGUUAGCAUACCAGUGUUGGGGCUGGUUGAGAAUAUGAGUGUCUUCUGCUGUCCCAACUGUGGUCAUCAGGAACACAUCUUUGGGGAGGAGGGAGUGCAGAAAAUGGCUCAAGAAUUAGACGUUGACAUUCUUGGUGAGGUUCCACUAAAUUCCUCCAUCAGGCAAGGUGCUGACUGUGGAAAACCUGUCGUGGUUUCACAGCGCAAUAGUCCACAGGCUGCAAGUUACAUUGAGAUAGCAGUUAAAGUUUCUAGAAACAUUGCAAAUAUGGGAGCAAAGUAGCUUGAAACUGAAGUCUAAUCGGCUUGUUAAAAGCUAGUUGAUAAUUGAAAGUUGGCUCCAGUCAGCCUGUCUAUCACACACCCUAGAAACUGGCCUCAGCACAGAACACAGCCAACUUCUUUUAGCUUACCUAGGUCAUGCAAUACUGAUGGUUUCUCCAUCAAUGGACAGUAGAAUGUAAGUGGAUUAGGACUAUGCUGAAAAAGUUUAAAAUGACAAAAUAUGAAUUAGAUGAAUGUAAAGAAAGGAUAGAGUUAUCAAUGUUUAUACUGACUUCUAUUUCAUGCUGAUUUUUAGGGGGGGUUACCAAGCUACUCUAUUACAACAUGACAAAGUUAUAGGCAAGAUGAUUUCAUCAGCUAUUAGUGGCAAAAAUGGAGGGAUGUAUAUAAGCAACUUUUUAUACUGUAUACAAAGUUUUAUGUGACUGACAGUAGCUCUGCAUUGUGGACACACACGCAGAAGCUUGAUAUUUCCAUGAAUAAUGUCAGCAUGGAAUUAAAUAUAUUUACAUUCCCAACUUUGAUUUAUACUCUAUCUCGUUGUUUUUUGUCGAUGUAUACUUUUCUCAACCUAGUCCUAAUCCACUCUCAAAUAUACAGUUAUAUACUACUGUCAAAUGCUGAAAACAUGAAGUCAGUAUUAUGUAAUAAGUGAGUUACAGAGAUGGAAAACUUGUUGUCUGGGGAAGACAGUUUCUAGCUUGUGCAGGAUAGAGGCUGACAAGCUUUUAAAAGCAUUAGAGACUUCAAUUACAGCGAGAUAGUAUGUAUAUCAUUAUCACUUAAAUAAAACCAGCCAAAAUAUAUUUUGAACAGGAUACAAAUUUGACUUUUACAUACCAUGGCAGUCACUAUAAAUAAAAUUUGGACCCACUAAUGGGUUGGAGCAGACAACCAUAGCUCAAGAAAGCCUCCUGGCUCUAUGGGCUGCAGAGAGGGAAAAACGACAAGGCCAGAGUGAGAACAGGUACACAGUGACAGUGUUGAGGAGAGUCAAGGAGACCUGACUACAUGAAUUCAUAUAAAAAGGUGCAAAUCUGGUUCUGGGUUGGAUGUUUCUCCGAGUAUGAACAAGUAUUUUUGUUUUCCACAGUGAUAUUGGAUAUUACUUUACAGGUUCACAAGUGUCUAUUAUUCAUGGAUAAGUGAAUCUGUACAUACAGAAUGGACUUUUAAAAAAAUUCUCUGUGCAUAUCUAUUGACUCUGUGAACAUUCUAGUUCCCUGAAAUAGCCCUGACUACUACAAGACAUGCAGUUUAGAGAUAAGAUGUCAAAGUAGAAACACCAAAGUGGUAUACACAAUGUGAUACAUGUUAUACUUUGCACAACAAAUAUGUAAAUGCCAAGACAUUGUAGUAUCUUUUCUAUACUGAUAUUAUAAAACACAUUUGGUCCCAAGCCCCUCAAAUCCAGAAUGUCCUACUCAACCGCUGCUUGAAAAUUUAUAAAAACUGGUCAUGCUUUGGUUAAGACUUGUUAGCACACCUUCCCUGAAUACAAUGUGGUACAUCACCUUACUACUCCUCCAGUCCUUAGACUUUCCAUACAAAAUAGUAAAAGUAUGAUUCACAAAUAUAAUCUUUUGAGUGCACAGAGCAUCAGGAAAAGCAAGCAGACCUCACUCAGGGGCUGGCAUUCCCAAGCUAAUGCUGGCAGGCUAUUCUGCAUUUGAAAGCACCAGAAUAAAUUUAGUUUUAAAUUUUAUCUAUUUAAGGAAUUCAUUAAUGAUGAAAUGUAAAUACUUAACAAAUAAAAAAUAAAUCCUC